Molecule: messenger RNA, 975 nt
Organism: Daldinia childiae
Lineage: Eukaryota; Fungi; Ascomycota; Sordariomycetes; Xylariales; Hypoxylaceae
Product: WW domain-containing oxidoreductase
Exons: 3
Coding region: 1-975 (324 amino acids)
Source: RefSeq, a predicted model, not a curated record
AUGGGCACCUUUCCUGGAUUUUUGUACCGACAGGUUACCUUCAAGCCUAAGCCGCUGCCUAAGAGCCUAAACCUCAGCGGCAAGACGGCUCUGGUCACGGGUGGAAAUGCUGGUCUCGGUUUUGAGGCUGCUAAAGAGUUGACUUCUCACGGAUUGUCUCGAAUUAUCCUGGGAGUUCGUACCGUAUCAAAGGGCGAAGAAGCAAAGAAGACUCUUCUCACGCUGAACCCUCAGAUCGACGUCCAAGUAUGGGCGAUCGACCAGGAGUCUUUCGAGAGCAUUAAGAACUUCGCCGACCAGGCGGCAAGUCUCGACAGGCUAGACAUCGUCAUCCUCAAUGCCGGUGUUAAGAGCAUGGAGCACGUCAAGUCGAAAACAGGCCAUGAGCUAAAUGUCCAGGUUAACCACUUGGGUACUGCUCUACUUUCCCUUCUCAUCCUCGGACCUCUCAAGAGGACGGCCGCGGCAACGGGUGAGCCGUCGCGCCUGACAAUCGUCAGCUCGGAGAACCACUUCUGGGUGAAGCUCAAGGAGAUCAAAGGUCCCGACACGCUAGCAACCAUGGACAAGCCGGAGACUUUUGGAAAGGGCAUGGAUCGCUACAACGCGACCAAGCUUCUAAACGUGCUAUGGAUGCGCGAGCUGAGCGCUAAGGCUGCGGAUUCCAACGUUAUCAUCGAUGCCGUGAACCCCGGCUUCUGCCAGAGCACCCUGCACCGCACGGAUUCUAGCGGAUCUUCCUUUGCCAACUUGAUCGGCUGGACUGCCGCGCAGGGCGGACACUGCCUGACUGACGCCGCGACGCAACACGAGAAAGAUGGUAACGGCGCGUACAUCAGCGAGCAGAGCGUUAAGAGUCCUUCUCCUUUCGUGCUCUCACCAGCCGGACGAAGCGCGCAAACCAAGAUCUGGAACGAGACUAUCCAACUUCUCCAGGACGAAGUGCCCGGCGUCGACCUUCUUGCGAACCUCUAG